This is a messenger RNA of Sipha flava (yellow sugarcane aphid), 725 nucleotides long. Its product is annotated as 14-3-3 protein homolog. Gene Ontology annotation, biological process: signal transduction. The coding region runs from base 21 to 707 and encodes 228 amino acids. Lineage: Eukaryota; Metazoa; Arthropoda; Insecta; Hemiptera; Aphididae. The record is from RefSeq and is a predicted model, not a curated record. Gene Ontology annotation, cellular component: cytoplasm. The transcript has a single exon.
GUGAAAUAUUAAAAUUUAAAAUGGAAAUGUUUAUGGCAGAAGUAACCUAUGAAAUCAAUCAAUAUGAAGAUUGUUUAGAGUAUUUAAUACCUUUAAUGAGAAAUUCUUCUGAUGUCAAUAUUUAUAAAAUUAAAAUGUGGUCUAAUUGUUAUAAACAAAUCAUAAAUAAAAAACGUUCUGCCUGGCGUCAUAUGUUAAAACAAGAAAAUUGUUCAGAUUUAAGUAGUUAUGACUGGUCAAUUUUUAAUGAAUACAAACUGAGUAUUUCAUCUGAUAUCAAACUUACCUGCAAUGAAAUUAUUUUAUUCAUUAAUGAUCAUUUGAUGGGUGCCAUUAAAAAUGUUGACCAUAAAGUAUUAAUGUAUCAAAUUUGUGGUGAUUAUCACAGGUAUAAAGCUGAAGUAUGUAACGAUAAAAUUAAAUUGUAUAAUCAUCAUAAAGCUCUAAAUGAGUUCAAAUCUGGUUGGAUGCUCUGUUUGAAAAAUACUGUUAGUGCAGUUAUCAUAUUGUAUUUUGCUGUUAAAUAUGCCAUUUGUUUAGAAUUUGUGCAUGGACCUAAUAAAGCUUUAUCACUCAUUAUGAAAGCAUUAAGCUUGACCAAUCAAAAUUAUAGCAGUAUAGAUGAGCCCAUAAAUGUCAUGGUCGAUCGUGUAAUUAUUUAUAAGCAAACUCUUAUCAAUAAAAUAGACAUGAACAAUGUGUUGUAAUUAACAAAUAGUAAAUCA